CUCCACGUAUAGUUAUGAGGCGGCAGUCGAGUCCACAACUCUGCCUGCUAGUAUUACUAAAUGUGUCCUUUGGAAAUUGAUAUAAACUCCUACCUUCUAGAUUACAGGCAUUCGUUAUCGCUCCGUGCUUGGUAGCGUACCUCAAAUCGAUCGAGCUUGGUCCGACCAUCGGCGCGAUACAGGAUUGAAUGACCUGACACAAUCAUCUUAGACAUCCCCAGCCAUUCCAUAUCACAUCAUGGCUGAAUACCAUGUGAACUCCUUUCGGAUCCUGGGAGACAUCGCCCACGCAUUGUCCAAGAUCAUCUUGAUAGGGACCAUCCACUGGAAUCGAAGCGCUGAAGGUGUUUCCUUGAUCACACAACUGCUAUACCUCCUCGUGUUCUGCACGCGAUAUCUUGACAUAUUUUGGACUCCGGUAAAUGAUGGGAUGCUCAUCUAUCUCUUCGUCUUCAAGGUCGCCUACAUCGUGUCCUCGGCAUACAUCGUGUUUCUGAUGUGGUCGAUCUUUCCACGGACGAGAGAGCGGGAAAAGGCAUGGAGGUUCGGAGCUUAUGGACUAGGCGCCGCCCUGAUCGGCUGCGUCCCUGUCCUUAUCAUUUUUGAAAAUAUAGGGGCUUUGUCUCCUCUGGAAGUUCUUUGGGUGUUCAGUAUCAUCCUCGAGUCGUUGUGUAUUCUUCCCCAACUCCUCCUCCUUCGCGAGACGACGGUACCGACUGUCAUCGAUUCCUUGUACCUCCUAACACUUGGCUCAUACCGAGCCUUCUACAUUCUGAACUGGAUAUAUCGCGGCGCGACCGAACAUGUUUUCGAUCCUGUCGCCGCAAUAUUCGGCGUGAUACAAACCGCGUUUUACGUGGAUUUUGCAUGGGUAUACUACAGCCGGCAACGGGUCAAGCUCCGAGGAGGCGGCGUGGUCGACUCGGACGAUUUCAGCCGUGGGUGGCUGGUUGGGGGUAUUCUGGGUAGAAAGCACUUGGAUGAUAACGAUGCAGAUGAUGGAGAGGCCGACCAUGCACGACCCGCCCAGAAAAACACUCGUUGGGGCGGCCGAGGGAUCUCCAUUUCCGCUGAUGAUACCGUACGAGACAUCGAAAGAGGGAGCGACGACGGCGCUCGGAUGCCACUUACAGACCCAAGCGCAUUUGAGGACGACAGUGAUGACGAGGCGCCGCCUCCGAAUGCAAAACAUCGCCCGGAGAGACUGGAAGAUGGUGAUGAAUGGCGGGAUGAUUAGAUAUGGAUAGCUAUUUACAAUCCAUCCUUUCAUUUAGUCUUUCGAUACCGUUGGAUCCCAUGCGCAGGGCGAAUAUUCUCCCGUGUCCAGUGACUCCAUGUCUUCCGCAGACAACUGGAAGUCAUACAACUUAAUAUUUUCCUCAAUUCGAGACUUCGUUACCGACUUCGGGAGUGGCACGAACCCCAUCUGGAGACUCCAUCGAAGUAAGAUCUGUGCCGGUGUCUUCCCGUGUUUCUUAGCCAGCUGAAUAAGGACUGGCUCUUUCUCCCUCUCCAUACGGACUACGGGUGAGUAUGCCUAUCGAUGGUCAAUGCUGUCCCAAGGUCAAUCGUGAUGAUUGCUGACCUCCAUUAUCACCCCUCGUUUCUUGCACCACUCAACAAUAUCCGGUCGCGCGAGCCACGGAUGGAGUUCGACUUGGUUGACACUCAACACACCGCCCUUGCCUUUUCCUUCUGCGGCCUCGGUCUGUCUGA
Messenger RNA from Eremomyces bilateralis CBS 781.70, 1716 nucleotides. RefSeq lists its product as uncharacterized. Lineage: Eukaryota; Fungi; Ascomycota; Dothideomycetes; Eremomycetales; Eremomycetaceae. The record is from RefSeq and is a predicted model, not a curated record. Gene Ontology annotation, molecular function: ER lumen protein retrieval receptor activity. Gene Ontology annotation, biological process: protein retention in ER lumen; endoplasmic reticulum to Golgi vesicle-mediated transport. The transcript is spliced from 3 exons. The coding region runs from base 239 to 1237 and encodes 332 amino acids. Gene Ontology annotation, cellular component: membrane; endoplasmic reticulum; cis-Golgi network.